This is a messenger RNA of Asparagus officinalis (garden asparagus), 2560 nucleotides long. RefSeq names its product SNARE-interacting protein KEULE-like. Gene Ontology annotation, molecular function: syntaxin binding. NCBI's taxonomy places the organism in Eukaryota, Viridiplantae, Streptophyta, Magnoliopsida, Asparagales, Asparagaceae. The coding region runs from base 208 to 2211 and encodes 667 amino acids. Gene Ontology annotation, biological process: vesicle-mediated transport; intracellular protein transport. The transcript is spliced from 21 exons. The record is from RefSeq and is a predicted model, not a curated record. Gene Ontology annotation, cellular component: plasma membrane; secretory granule.
UUUAUCAUCCCCCCUCGUUGAGAAGCCUAUAUAAAUCAAUCAAGACGAAAAUAUUUCUCUUUCUUUGAUUUGAUUUAAUCCUCUCUCUCUCUCUCUCUCUCUCUCUGUCUCUCUCAUCGUCGCUGAGAGCGGGAUCAGGCCUCAGAUCCCCUCUCGAGACGGCCAAAACCCUAAUUCCUCCCCCUCCUUGAUUUCAAGCGAUCGGUCAUGUCGGAUUCGGACUCGUCUUCUCACGGCGGGGCGGAGUACAAGACCUUUCGCCAGAUCACCAGAGAGCGAUUAUUAUAUGAAAUGCUUCGAUCAACCAAAUCAAAGAAAGACUCGAAGGCACCAUGGAAGGUACUCAUCAUGGACAAAGUUGCUUUGAGAAUCAUGUCAAGUUCGUGCAAGAUAUCUGACGUUACAGAUGAAGGAGUUUCAUUGAUGGAAGACCUUCACAAACGAAGGCAGCCGAUGCCCGCGAUGGAUGCAAUAUAUUUUAUGCAGCCUCUUAAGGAAAAUGUUGCUGUGUUCCUAUCUGACAUGUCCGGGAAACGUCCUUUGUAUAGAAAGGCAUAUGUAUUCUUCAGUUCACCUGCAUCGAAAGAAUUGGUGUCUCACAUAAGGUGUGACGCAAGUGUAGUACCUCGCAUAGGUGCUUUGAGUGAGAUGAAUUUGGAAUAUUUUGCAAUUGAUAGUCAGGGUUUUAUUACUGACCACGAGAGGGCUCUAGAGGAAUUAUUUGCCGAAAAUGCAGAAAAUUCUCGCAAAUACAAUGCCUGUUUAAAUACAAUGGCCAUCCGCAUUGCUACAGUAUUUGCAUCUUUGAGGGAAUUUCCUUAUGUGCGGUAUCGUGCUGCAAAGUCAUCUUUAGAUGCUUCUACUAUGACCACACUCUCUGAUUUAGUACCAACAAAGCUUGCUGCUGGAAUUUGGAACUGCCUUGCUAGGUAUAAAACUGCGAUCCCUGAUUUUCCCCAGAGGGAAACUUGUGAAUUACUCAUUGUGGACCGCUCAGUUGACCAGAUUGCUCCUAUCAUCCAUGAGUGGACCUACGAUGCAAUGUGUCAUGAUUUACUAAACAUGGAAGGUAACAAAUAUGUCCAUGAGGUGCUAAGCAAAUCUGGAACAGUUGAAAAGAGGGAAGUUCUUUUGGAGGACCAUGAUCCUAUCUGGCUUGAGCUUCGGCAUGCACACAUAGCAGACGCUAAUGAAAGGUUACAUGAGAAGAUGACCAACUUCCUAUCAAAGAAUAAAGCAGCACAAAUUCACCAUGACUCAAGAGACGGUGCUGAACUAUCAACAAGGGAUUUGCAAAAGGUGGUUCAAGCCUUGCCAAAUUACAGUGAGCAAAUCGACAAGCUCUCUCUCCAUGUAGAGAUUGCAGGAAAAAUUAACAAAAUAAUUAAAGAGUUAGGACUUAGGGAUGUUGGACAACUCGAGCAAGAUCUUGUCUUUGGAGAUGCAGGGACGAAAGAAAUAAUCGAGUUCCUGAGGAAAAAUCAGGAUGUUACACGUGAAAGCAAAUUGCGUUUGUUGAUGAUUUAUGCAUCCAUGUAUCCUGAGAAGUUCGAAGGUGACAAGGGAGAAAAGCUAAUGCAGCUAGCAAAAUUAUCGGAUGACGAUGCUGUUGCUAUAAGUAACAUGAGAUUCUUGGGAGGAACAGACACUAAAAAGGAGGAAUCGGGAGGGGUUUUCUCUCUCAAAUUUGAUGUUCAUAAGAAGAAGCAUGCAGCAAGAAAAGAGCGAAACAAUGAAGGAGAAACAUGGACAUUAUCACGAUUUUACCCGAUGAUUGAGGAGUUGAUUGAGAAACUUGCCAAGGAUGAGUUGCCAAAGAAUGAGUAUCAGUGUAUGAACGAACCAAAUCCUACUUUCCAUGGAACCUUGCAAAGCUCUUCUCUUCGGGCAAGCCCUGUUCAUAGUGCUCACUCUAUGAGAUCAAGACGGACUGCCACAUGGGCCAGGCGUCGUUGUUCUGAUGAUGGUUAUUCAAGUGAUUCGGUGCUAAGACAUGCAUCUAGUGAUUUUAGAAAGAUGGGUCAGCGCAUUUUUAUCUUUAUCAUUGGAGGAGCUACUCGGUCUGAGCUACGUGCAAUUCACAAGCUAACGGAAAAGUUAAAGAGGGAAAUCAUCAUCGGUUCUACUAGCCUUGACGAUCCUCCUCAAUUCAUUACGAAAGUGAAGAUGCUAGGUGUCGAAGAGCUCUCAAUUGGUGACCUUGAGAUUUGACCUGUGAAUGCAUCAUGGAACUCUCUGAACUCUCUGCUGACGAUGCUUUCAGGUCUAUUUCUGUGGCCAACUCUCAUCUUACUUCAAAACCUAUGAUUCUUUUGGUGAUCACGCUGACUGCACAAAUCAGCACCGUGAUUUUUAUGGUGAACGUGCUGUAAUUUCUUUGUAGACAUUCUUGCUAGUGCUUCUUUUUUUUUGAAGAUGUAAUUAGUAACUGAAAUUGUAUAUAUGUCUCAUCACACGGUAACAUUUACGUAAAAAUAUGAAUGGCUUGUGUUCGCCAAUAAGCUGUAAAAGAACUGCAAAAUUUUGUGCUUCCCGCUUGUGGAUUUCGGGGCUUGCUCUU